AUGGCGGAGGCUAAUUUCAAGCAUUUAAUCGCAACUCUGGUCCGGCAGACCCGACCACAGUCUCUUCGCCACGUCAAAGCCCCGAUCGGUCCUCAGCAACACGCUCGUUGUAUCUCUGCGACAACAUCCGGUGAUAUACGACCGACCAAAGUCGAAACAGCUCAGUGGCAGCCUCACACAGCGCGACCCACGCCACAUCAACGGCCUCAAUCAGAACAGGGCCGACUGGAGCAACUUCGAUCCGAUCCAGAGCCUCGGCCUUUCUCCUCCUUUCUGACCGACAGCUAUGCUCGCCAACAUAAUUACCUGCGUAUAUCUGUAACCGAACGCUGUAAUCUGCGAUGUCUCUACUGUAUGCCCGAAGAAGGCAUUCAGCUGUCCCCGCCAGAACGACUGCUCACUACUCCCGAAAUCGUCUAUCUAUCCGAACUAUUCGUCAAUCAGGGUGUAAAUAAGAUCAGAUUGACUGGCGGUGAGCCUACCGUGCGGAAAGACAUUGUCGAGUUAAUGCGCCAAAUCGGAAAUCUACGCGGCAAAGGAUUGAAAGAGCUAUGUCUUACCACAAAUGGUAUAUCUCUCCACCGCAAAUUAGACGCCAUGGUCGAAUCCGGGCUUACUGGCGUCAAUCUGAGCUUGGAUACACUUGAUCCCUUUCAGUUCCAGAUCAUGACAAGGAGAAACGGUCACGAGGCUGUCAUGAAAUCCAUCAACCGCAUUCUUGAAAUGAAUAAACAAGGAGCCGGUAUCAAGCUGAAAAUCAACUGUGUUGUUAUGCGUGGCCUUAACGAACGCGAGAUUUUGCCCUUUGUCGAGCUUGGUCGCGACCAAGAUCUCGAGGUGCGUUUUAUUGAGUAUAUGCCAUUUGAUGGAAAUAAGUGGUCUGAGAAUAAAAUGCUCGGCUACGGGGAGAUGCUCGCCUUGAUUCGGCAAAAGUACCCGGACGUUCAAAAAGUCCAGGACCACAAGAAUGAUACUAGCAAAACCUAUAAGGUGCCAGGAUUUGCUGGUCGUAUUGGCUUUAUCACCAGUAUGACCCACAAUUUUUGUGGCACCUGUAAUCGACUUCGAAUUACCGGUGAUGGGAAUAUCAAGGUUUGCUUAUUCGACAAUGCUGAGGUUUCGCUUCGAGAUCUACUCCGUGAGUCCAACGGCGGGAAGCCGAUCAAUUCUGAAGCCAUGGACGCUAUCCGAACACAUGAACUCCAGCAGCUUUCACAGUCGUUAGGGACCGCGGAUGAUCUUGGUGUCUCCCGGAAACAAGCCCAACUACUCAACGUCAUCGGCAUGGCGGUCAAGAACAAGAAAGAAAAGCACGCCGGCAUUGGUGAGCUGGAAAAUAUGAAGAACAGGCCAAUGAUCCUUAUCGGUGGGUAA
Messenger RNA from Exophiala aquamarina CBS 119918, 1374 nucleotides. RefSeq lists its product as uncharacterized. Gene Ontology annotation, molecular function: GTP 3',8'-cyclase activity; cyclic pyranopterin monophosphate synthase activity; 4 iron, 4 sulfur cluster binding. The transcript has a single exon. The record is from RefSeq and is a predicted model, not a curated record. Gene Ontology annotation, biological process: Mo-molybdopterin cofactor biosynthetic process. NCBI's taxonomy places the organism in Eukaryota, Fungi, Ascomycota, Eurotiomycetes, Chaetothyriales, Herpotrichiellaceae. Bases 1 to 1374 code for a protein of 457 amino acids.